Molecule: messenger RNA, 3093 nt
Organism: Geodia barretti
Lineage: Eukaryota; Metazoa; Porifera; Demospongiae; Tetractinellida; Geodiidae
Source: the annotation of a GenBank genome assembly
AUGGCUGUCAGUGCUGAUACACUCAAGGUAGUCGUUCAAGAUCAGAACGGGAAUGCUAUAUCAGGAGCAAAAGUACAAAUUGGAAACCAAGAACAAACAACUGACGCAUCCGGAGUUGCUACGUUUAGCGAUGUAACAGGUGCACAGUCGCUGACUGUAACAGCAAUCGGAUUUUCGAGCAAACGCAUUAAUACCACAGCUGGGCAAACCGAAGCGAUAGUCAUCCUUGCUCCCAUCCAAACUAUUGAAUCCGUUGUGGUCGUCGGAACCCGGAGUAUAGGUAGGAGAGCUUUACAAGCCCCUGUUCCAAUAGAGGUCGUUAACAGGGAGCAACUCAGCCUUACGGGUCAAUCUGAAACGGGUCGCGUCCUUCAGAUGUUAGUUCCCUCCUUCAAUUUUUCAAGUUCAAGCAUUAGCGAUGGCACAGAUGCUCUACGUCCGGCAACAUUGCGCGGCUUGGGACCUGACCAGACGCUGGUGCUCGUCAACGGUAAACGUCGCCACAAAAGUGCAUUGUUGCACGUAAACACGUCGGUGGGACGAGGUGCCGCUGGCACAGACUUUAACGCGAUUCCGUCUGCGGCGAUAGAGCGUAUUGAAAUCCUUCGGGAUGGGGCGGCGGCACAGUACGGCUCCGAUGCUAUCGCCGGUGUCAUCAAUAUUGUGCUGAAAGACGAUGUUAAUACAGGCGAUGCCGACACCUAUUGGGGACAAACCUAUGAAGGUGAUGGUGAUACAUGGAACGGUAACGCCAACUACGGUAUGAAAGUCGGUGACUCCGGUUUCCUUAAUCUCACUGCUGAAUGGCGUGAUAGAAAACGAACCAACCGUGCAGGUCUCACAGGCGAACGGCAGUAUGACUGGAUAGAUGUUGAUCAAGGCAGACCACCGGAUGAAAUGCUUGAAAUCGAAAAUGAUGAUGGGACUGUAACCAAGAAACCGGUAUGGUUCGACCCGCGCGAAUACACCUUUGAACGUCAGAACUUCCGCGUUGGAGAUGCCGAUUCGUCACAAAAGGUCGGAUUUUAUAACUUCGGACUCCCGCUCGCCGCGGGUUUAGAACUCUAUUCCUUUGGCGGACACUCUUCACGCCAAAACAACAGUGCCGGUUUUUAUCGCAGAGCCAACCAAGCAUCGCGGACUGUCACCGAAAUCUAUCCCGACGGAUUCCUACCAGAAAUCAAUACCGACGUUGGUGACACCUCUCUCGCCUUAGGUAUGGCAUGGACGCAUGAGGCGACCGACCUGAAUGUCGAUGCCAGCAUUAAUUACGGCUUGAAUACAUUCGACUUUUUCAUUUCCAACUCUCUGAAUGCCUCUUACGGUGCGAGUAGCCCGACUUCCGCGGAUGCGGGUGGAUUUGAGCUCUCGCAAACGGUGUUUAACUUAGAUGUCACCUACCCGUUUGACUAUCAGACCUCGCUGGUGAACCUCGCAGGCGGUGUCGAGUUCCGUCGAGAAGGUUACGGUAUCCACGCUGGUGAACCGCUUUCAUGGAUUAACGCCGGACUUGGGGCACCGGGUGCCACUGGCGGUAUCCAGGUCUUCCCUGGUUUCCGGCCAGACAACGAAGUGGACGAAAGUAGGACGAAUAUCGCAGGUUAUGCUGAUUUUGAAUCCUAUCUUAGUGGACAACCCGGAGCAGGUCUCCUUGUCGGUGCAGCGGUGCGUGGUGAGCAGUAUAGCGACUUCGGUGCCACCGUCACAGGAAAAGCGACGGCUCGCUAUGACUUGACGAAACAGGUUGCGGUCCGUGCGGCGGGCAGCACCGGUUUCCGUGCGCCUUCACUGCAACAACUCUACUUCAAUAACAUUAGCACGCAAUUCUUGGUAGAUGCGACGGAUCUUGAUGGCGACGGAGAUACAACCGAAGUGUUACCACGCGAACUCGGCACGUUCCGUAACGACAGCGAUGCCGCACGUGCACUCGGUAUACCUGAACUCAAAGAGGAGACUGCAUUCAACGUCUCCGGUGGUUUCGUGUUGAAACCGCUUGAGAAGAUGUGGCUCACUGUAGACGGUUUUCUCAUCCAAAUUGAUGAUCGUAUCGUCCUCAGUGGCAGUUUUAGUGCCGACAACAUCCCUGCCUUAGUUGCUGCAGGUGCAAGCAGCGCACAGGCGUUCACAAACGUCGCACAAACACGUACACAAGGCGUUGAUGUCGCUGCGGGUUACUUGUUUGCUUUCGACAAUGAAUCGCUUCUCAAUUUGAAGGUUGCGUUCACAUGGGCAGAUACCGAAGUUAUCGGUGAUGUGGAUGCGCCGGAAGUCCUCAUCGGGCUUGAGGAGACCCUCUUCCCUUCACAGGAUCGCUCCAUGAUUGAGGAGUGGCAGCCGACCACCCGGCUUAACCUGAGUGCGGAUUACAUCAUCGGCGAUCUCAUUAUCGGGGGUGCCUUACGUUAUUUCGGAAGCUACACUGUUCAAGAGGGAAGUGGUGUCGAUCCGGCACGGCAGACUUAUGGUGGAAAAUGGCUUACCGAUAUCCAGAGCAACUAUCAGUUGAAUGAAGGACUUUCACUGACUAUCGGUGUGAACAACCUGUUUGAUCAGUUGCCCGACCUCAAUGAAAUUGGUACCAUUAUUGCGCUGAGCAUCAACUCUGUUCAAAGCCAGAGCGAUAUGGUGCAGCGCGGAAAAUACCUCGUGGACACGGUGGGUGCGUGCGGACAUUGUCAUACGCCACGCGCCGGUGCUGAAUAUAACAUGGACAUGUAUCUCGCCGGGCAUCCAGUGAACGCGCCUUAUCCACGCUACAAUUUCAGCAUGAUGCAACAGGGCAUCUUCAUUCUUACAUCAACGCAAAUGACCGCAUUCUCCGGCCCGUUUGGAACGAGCUUCGCUUCAAACUUGACGCAGGACAAAGAAACUGGGUUGGGCGAAUGGACAGAGGAAAUGUUCAUCCAAGCGAUGCGUACUGGACUCCAUCAAGGCGUGGCAGGCAAUCGGAAGAUCUUUCCACCGAUGCCGACAAAGCAUUACGCCCAAAUGAACGAUGAAGACCUGAAAGCGAUUUGGGCGUAUCUCAGGACGAUUAAGCCUGUCAAAAACGAAGUGAGUUCGCCGUUAAAUUCACGAGGUCGUCCGUAUUAA